CUGAGCUUUUAACCUGUUGCUUGCUUUCCUGCAAGAUGAUGUCUUUUGCAAAUAUCAGUGUUCUAAAGGACCUUGACAAUCUAAAAAUACAGGCAGGAAUCAAAAUAUUUAACUUGUAAAAAUCAAUGUUUCUUACCUGAGGUGGCACAGUAAUAGUAGAGAUUGUUUAAGGGACCUGGACAAAAUGAGCUGCCAGUCUCAGUCCCAUUCUUAGUGAAUUGGUUGCAAAAUUGCUUACCAUGUUUGGUGUUUGGGAUGCGUUAACGAAGGAAUCAGUGAGCUUGCCCCUCCCAAGUGAUACUGCAUUUGAGAUUGUAACUGGUUUGGAAAGGGUUGGGAUGAUGUCUAUCUUCCUGGCUGUUAAUUGCAAAUUUAUCAGCAAAACAUGAGAAGGAAAGAAAACUUUAAAAAAUAAAUCCUAAGGAGCAAUGCAACUUUGUCUUCAGUGAUAACGGUAAGGCACCUUAUAUUUUGGUGUAUGUGGUCCUACAGCUCUUCUGUCUAACUCGGUGGUGAGCCUACUUGGUGAUCUGUAUCACAGUGAUUAUCUGAGAUCCUAUCCUACUCAAAUAAUAGGAUAUGGAGAUUUCACAGUUGUCAAGUAGGAAGAGGUAGAAUAGCUUCAUUCUGUCAUGAGUGCAGUGUCACAAACGUCCCUCAAGAGAUAGAGAGGUGUUGGCGCUUCAGGUUUGUAUCCUCAGCAACACAAAGACUUGUUUAAACUUCUUUCUAUGCCACCUUUCAUCACAUAGUUAAGAUUUUAGAUAUGUAAAGCUUACACAGUGUAAGUAUCUGGGAGUGUGGGGGAAAAUCUUACUUGUCGGCUGUGUUACUGUUGACACCAGGUAGGGAAUAGGAGGAUGUUGUCCUGCCAUGCUUGUUUUGUCUCUGAGGAAGGCCUAUAUGUUUUCUAAACUGGAAUGCAACAAGUUAUAUUGGUAACAGAACAAAACAAAAGGCUAGGAGAAAUGAAAACACACUUUGUUUUAUGAGAUAGGAGAAAAGAAGAUAGCAUAUUGGUAUUAGUAUGACUAUGAGAACUCUUGUCGCUGCUCAGUCAGUGCAGUAUUUCUUGGCUGGGAAGUACCUGAUGAUUCAGAGAUGAGAGAAAAUGUCCAUAACCCAACAGCCCUUUUGUUCUGGAGAAGAGAUCUUCUUGAUUCCCAGAAACAGGAAAUAUUGGGGGGGGGGGUGUCUUGUUUUGUUACAAAUGUUAAUGGUGGUUGUAUAUUUUCCUUUUUCCUCUGAGUUAUUUGUGCCUAUAAAUUUCUGCUUGAGCAAGAUCUAAGUAGUCUAACAUGACAUGUUAGGUAAGAGCUUUGCAAACAGUCCUGAGAGGUGUUUUGGGUACUAUUAACCUCUUCAGAGAGUUGAGUACUGGAAAGACAGAGCCCUGAAGGAGAAAGAUCUUGAGUGCUCUGGGAUAUACUUUCCUUUAAAAGCCGUUUUCUGGAGACAAAUGAAGUGAGCCCUAGCUUAGAGUCCUGCUAGGUGAAUCUGAUAGGUUUUUGCUAAUACUAGAGCAAAUAGUAAUAGAACAGAGCUACAGGAGAAUGACCUGAAUCAAGCCUUUCUUGUGCCUCACCAAGAGAAUGGCAAACCCUGACAGCUAUACCUCUGCAAAUCCAUCAGAGGCUGUGUCAAGGAAGAGCCAUUCUUCAGCGUGUUGUUCCUUUGUCACUGGGAACAGUAGGAUGAGACCAGCUUGGGAAUCAAACAUUCACCUGGGGUGAGCAUUCAGGGCUGGCUCUGGAGAUGAUGGAGAGUGCCUCAGAUGGCACCGCUUGUCACUGCUCAGGAUAGCAAUAUCAUGUAAAAGAUACCUGUCUUUCACUAACUGUCAGUAGUGUCUUCCAAUGUUUCUUUGAUUGGUAUAACCCCACAUCUCUAACAGAAAUAUUUUCUUUCAAACUUCUUUAUAGCAAAUGAAACUGAACAGUUGCCAUUACCUUCCACAGACAUCUCAUAAGCAGUUUGCAGACUUGCAGAAGUUCGUGGACCAGAAGGAUACUGACCUCUCACCUGUGAGAACAGCAUUUCUGGACCUGCUGACAGCCUCUGCUACUCAGCCUUACCUAGCGCAAUGUCAGGCCAUCACACUCCCUCUGCCGGGGGCCCCUUCUCAGCACUCACUCCCAGCAUUUGGCCUCAGGAGAUCCUGGCAAAAUACACACAGAAAGAAGAAUCUGUCGAGCAGCCAGAGUUCCGCUAUGAUGAAUUCGGUUUCCGAGUUGAUAAGGAAGAUGGUGCUGAGCCAAACUCCAGCAAGCUUCUGGGGAUCCCACUGACAGAGGAGCCACAGCAGAGGCUCAAGUGGCAGGCUCACCUGGAAUUCACACAUAACCAUGACGUGGGUGACCUCACCUGGGACAAAAUUGAGGUCACCCUACCUCAUUCAGACAAGCUGCGCUCCCUGGUGCUAGCCGGCAUCCCACAUAGCAUGAGGCCACAGCUGUGGAUGCGCCUGUCAGGAGCCUUGCAGAAGAAGAGGAAUUCAGAGAUGUCGUAUCGGGAUAUUGUGAAAAACAGCUCUAACAAUGAAACCAUUGCUGCCAAACAGAUUGAAAAGGACUUGCUACGCACAAUGCCCAGCAACGCCUGCUUCUCCAACAUGAACAGUAUCGGGGUGCCACGGCUACGCAGGAUACUACGUGGACUUGCCUGGCUCUACCCAGAGAUUGGAUAUUGCCAGGGCACUGGCAUGGUGGCUGCCUCUCUGCUGCUCUUUUUGGAGGAGGAAGAUGCCUUCUGGAUGAUGUGCGCUAUCAUCGAGGAACUGGUUCCUGCCUCCUACUUCAGCACCACCCUGAUGGGCGUGCAGACAGACCAGCGUGUCCUGCGACAGCUCAUUGUGCAGUAUUUGCCUCGCCUGGACAAGCUGCUCCAGGAGCACGACAUUGAGCUCUCCUUGAUCACCUUGCACUGGUUCCUCACCUCUUUCGCUAGUGUUGUUCACAUUAAGCUGCUGCUGCGUAUAUGGGACCUAUUCUUCUACGAGGGCUCUCUGGUGCUGUUCCAGCUCACUUUGGGCAUGCUCAGUAUGAAGGAGGAUGAGCUAAUCCAGUCCGAGAACUCUGCCUCGAUCUUCAACACGCUCUCAGACAUCCCCAGUCAGAUUGAAGAUGCAGAUGUGCUGCUGCGGGAGGCCAUGCGCGUGGCUGGCUCGCUGACAGAUGUGGCGGUGGAGACCCAGCGCCGCAAACACUUGGCCUACCUCAUUGCUGACCAAGGGCAGCUGCUCAACUCCAGCACCACUGUCAACAAUUUAUCCAAAAUUGUGCGUCGCAGAACCCAGCGCAGGAAAUCUGGCAUCACCUCUCUGCUUUUUGGGGAUGAUGAUCUGGAGGCACUGAAAGCCAAGAACAUCAAGCAGACAGAGCUGGUGGCUGACCUGCGUGAGGCCAUUCUGCAGGUGGCACGGCACUUCCAGUGUGUGGAUCCCAAGAACUGCAGCAUUGAUCUGACUCCAGACUACAGCAUGGAGAGCCACCAGCGGGACCACGAGAACUAUGUGGCCUGUUCCCGCAACCGCCGCCGGCGAGCCAAGGCACUGCUGGACUUUGAGCGACACGAUGACGAUGAGCUGGGCUUCCGAAAGAACGACAUCAUCACGAUUAUUUCCCAGAAGGAUGAGCACUGCUGGGUGGGAGAGCUGAACGGACUGAGAGGUUGGUUUCCUGCAAAAUUUGUGGAGAUCCUGGAUGAGCGGAGUAAAGAGUACUCCAUCGCUGGAGAUGACUCAGUCACAGAAGGAGUGACAGACUUGGUGCGAGGGACACUCUGUCCAGCCUUGAAGUCCAUAUUUGAACAUGGAUUGAAGAAGCCAUCUCUGCUGGGGGGGCCCUGCCACCCCUGGCUGUUCAUUGAAGAGGCUGCAAGCCGGGAAGUGGAACGUGACUUUGACUCUGUGUACUCUCGCCUUGUGCUCUGCAAGACUUACAGGCUUGAUGAAGAUGGCAAAGUCCUCACUCCAGAGGAGCUGCUUUACCGGGCAGUUCAGGCUGUGAACAUGACACACGAUGCUGCACAUGCACAGAUGGACGUGAAGCUUCGUUCCCUCAUCUGUGUUGGACUUAAUGAGCAGGUGCUGCACUUGUGGCUGGAGGUGCUGUGCUCAAGCCUGCAGACCGUGGAGAAGUGGUUCCAUCCCUGGUCAUUCCUGCGCAGUCCCGGCUGGGUGCAGAUCAAAUGUGAGCUGAGAGUCCUUUGCAAAUUCGCCUUCAGCCUCUCUCAGGACUGGGAGCUGCCAAUAAAGAGGGAGGAGAAGGAGAAGAAGCCACUGAAGGAGGGGGUGCAGGACAUGCUUGUGAAGCACCAUCUCUUCAGCUGGGACAUAGAUGGGUGACCCCCGCCCCGCCCCAUCCUGGGAAACCUUCUCAAUGGCGCACACUCCUCUCCCCCAUCCGCACCAUCUCACCCCCUGCCCUCCCCUACCCCCCCCACUUUUAUCUGUGACAGAAUCCCCCUUGGGGGGCCGCCAGGCCACUGGGUCAGAUGGCAGCAGCGCCAAGAGGCUGAGCUGCAGACUUGAGGGAGGUGAUGGUUGAAGGCAAUGCUGCAAAGGGACAAGUGUGUUCUGGCCACAAAAAUAAGUGCCCCCUCCUUCCCUUCCUCCCAGCCUUCCCCAUCUCUGCCAUCUCCAUCUCAUGUUUGCCUCAGCCCUGUCUCCCCCCAGUGCCUGGGGAGCAGCCUGGCCCAGGGCCCCUUGUGCACUGCCCCAUGGGCCUGUAGCCAUGGGGAAGAGACACAGCCCUUGUGGGGUGGCUUUAGUCCAUGAAAGCUGGUGCCAUUGGCAGGUGGCACUGCGGGUGCAAGUGGAUUUGGGCUGGUGAAAGACUCAUGGCUGUAUGGGAGCAGGGAUGGCACAUCCCCCUGUGCCAGCCAAGGGCUUGCCUCUGCCGGGGAGAGGGAUGGCAAAUCCUGAAGCACUUGGACAAGUUCCUCUGACCUGCAGCCAGGGUUGAGAAGGGACAACCGGCAUCAGCCUCAUCCCACCUCCCUGGCACUGGCAUGUGGGGUGUUGACAAGAGGUGCCCGAUGGCACUGGCCUGUUACCAGUGUGGCAGCCUUAGGGGAUGGGCUGUGUCUCCUCUGGGAGCAGACAAAAAAACACCUCUCCCCUAAACAAGUGUUUCUUGCUGUCAUUUUAGUCUCUAGGUGAUUUUUACUGUUAACCAAAAAGCUGUAAAUGAACUCCAGGAAUGUGUAUAUUUUGGCACCGUUGUAGCUCAGGACGAGGUUCAGGUUGGAGCUGGCUCAGGGAGAUGUAACUCGUCCUCCUCGCCCUGCGGUGGCAGCGGGGACGCAGGUCGGGAGUGGAGAAUUGCUACUUUGUGGUGGUGGCUCUGGAUAUGGAGUCUGUGACUUUCUACUGAAAGCGCUUGUCUGUGAGCACAAACUACUCAUGGAAUGACACUAGAUUCUUACUUUAUUUGGUGGGUUUGUAAAUAAACUGCAUCUUGGGACAGUG
This is a messenger RNA of Strigops habroptila (Kakapo), 5470 nucleotides long. It is a transcript of the gene SGSM3, whose product is annotated as small G protein signaling modulator 3. The coding region runs from base 2084 to 4345 and encodes 753 amino acids. The record is from RefSeq and is a predicted model, not a curated record. Lineage: Eukaryota; Metazoa; Chordata; Aves; Psittaciformes; Psittacidae. The transcript is spliced from 22 exons. Gene Ontology annotation, molecular function: protein binding.